AGUGAGGGCAAAUGGGAUGCCUGGUAAGCCAUACGAGAGAAAGGUCCCACGAAGCCAGCAGGCAGGCCACCACCCAGCAGGGCCACAAGCAGGCCCUUGGUGGCAUCAGAGAGCCGGCAGCGCUGGUUCGAGGGUAGGCUGGGUGGAGUGGAGGGUGGCGAUGGCUGGGUGAAGUCGGGCAGGUUGAAGUAGGGGUGACUACCAGCCUGUCAGGGAGAAAGGAGCUUGGGCAUGAGGGCAUCCACAGCCUGGGGGACCUGGGGCAGGGGCACUGCCAGGCUGGGGUCUGGGACCCUGUGGGACAGUAGGGGGUAGGCUCUCUUGCUGAGGAACUCUUGCAAGCUAGAAAGGGCCUGAAAGAUGAAGUGGUACAAUGUGGGCCUUGAGGCUCUGAAGCAGAAAGCAGGGAGUGAAGUCUUGGAGCAUUGGGUUUCUCUGGGUAAGCUGUUCCUGAGGGGAGAAAAAGAGGACCCAAGGAUCCUCUGUUGGUUUGAGGAAGGGGAGGUGGCCUCAGAUGCUGUGUCUGUGUGAUGUCACAGGUUCCAGGGACAUGUGAGUACACCAUUAUAGAUUUCAUUUGUGGGUGUCUCUAGAACAACUGGGAUGUUUCAGGGAAACAAGGGCAGCAGCCAAGAGCAACAGGGAGAAGGAAGAGGCCCAACAGAAGGGACUUGCUGAUCCACACGCCCCUCCGCUCCAUGGUGGCUGUGCUGUCAGACUGGCGCCAUGCCCCCCCCUGCAGAGGUGACGGACCCGUCCCAUGCUCCCGCUGUCCUGCGCCAACUCAAUGAGCAGCGGCUCCGUGGCCUCUUCUGUGACGUCACCCUCAUAGCUGGAGACACCAAGUUCCCUGCUCACCGCAGCGUCCUGGCUGCUUCUAGUCCCUUCUUCAGAGAGGCCCUGCUUGCUUCGGCCCCACUGCCCCUCCCACCAGUUACUGGGGACUUGGCCCCCAACCCUGCCACCACUACAGCUGCCACCUCCUCCUCCUCAUCUUCCUCCUCCUCUCCCCCUCCAGCCUCACCCCCUACUUCAUCCCCACCCCGGGUCCUGGAGCUGCCAGGGGUCCCAGCAGCUGCCUUCUCUGAUGUCCUCAACUUCAUCUAUAGUGCCAGGCUUGCACUACCUGGUGGGGGAGGGGACGGGGCAGCUGUGGCAGAGAUUGGAGCUCUGGGAAGACGUCUGGGCAUCUCCCGCCUGCAGGGCCUAGGGGAGGGAGGUGAUGCCUGGGUACCUCCUGCCCCAACCCCUAUGGCCACCUUGCAGCCUGAAGAGGACAGCUUCGGGCCUGGGGCUAGGCCCACUGGGGAGUGGGAGGGUGAUGGGGCUGAGGGCCAGGCCCUUGACUCACAGUCCCCCCUGUCCCGGAGGCUCCUCCCCUGCCCCCGAUGUGGGAAAAGUUUCAUUCAUCCCAAAAGGCUGCAGACCCAUGAGGCUCAGUGCCGACGGGGGGCCAGCACUCGGGGGUCUACGGGGUUGGGAGCCGGGAGCUCUGGCCCCGGGGGUCCUGGCCCCGGGGGUCCUGCAGGAGUGGAUGCCUCGGCCCUGCCCCCACCAGUGGGCUUCCGAGGUGGCCCUGAGCACGUGGUGAAGGUGGUGGGCGGACACGUGCUGUAUGUGUGUGCGGCCUGUGAGCGCUCCUACGUGACCCUGUCCAGCCUGAAGAGGCACAGCAACGUGCACUCCUGGCGGAGGAAGUACCCCUGCCGCUACUGUGAGAAGGUGUUCGCCCUGGCUGAGUACCGCACCAAGCAUGAGGUGUGGCACACUGGGGAGCGCAGGUACCAAUGCAUCUUCUGUUGGGAGACCUUUGUCACUUAUUACAACCUGAAGACCCACCAGCGAGCCUUCCAUGGCAUUAGCCCGGGCCUCCUAGCCAGUGAGAAGACACCCAACGGAGGGUACAAGCCCAAGCUCAAUACCCUCAAGCUGUACCGUCUGCUCCCCAUGCGGGCAGCCAAGCGGCCCUACAAGACCUACAGCCAGGGAGCCCCCGAGCCCUCCCUUUCUCCAGGCCUUGACACAGCAGCCCCUGCAGCAAUCCCAGCCAGCCCACCACCUGGGCCCCCACCCGCCCCAGAGCCAGGGCCCCCACCCUCUGUUAUCACCUUUGCCCACCCAGCCCCCUCUGUCAUUGUCCAUGGGGGCAGCAGCAGUGGUGGAGCAGCUAGUGGGCCAGCCAGCACAGGGGGGGCCCAGGCUGCCUCAGUCAUCACUUACACAGCUCCCCCAAGGCCCCCCAAGAAACGUGAGUACCCACCUCCUCCCCCUGAGCCUGCACCCACACCAACCAGCCCAGCCGCAGCAGUCAGCCCAGCCACCGCAGCAGGGCCAGCAGCAGCCACAGAGGAGGCCAAGGGCCAGAAUCCACGGGCCGGGAGGACUCUGACCUACACAGCCAAGCCAGCUGGCGGGAUCGGCGGGGGCGGAGGUCCCACCGCAGGGCCUGGCCGGGGCGCCUCACAGCUCCAGGGUCCCCCUCCGCUGUGUCAGAUCACUGUGCGCAUCGGUGAGGAGGCCAUCGUCAAGCGCCGUAUCUCAGAAACCGACCUGCGUCCUGGGGAGCUGAGCGGAGAGGAUGGGGAGGAGAGUGAAGAGGAGGAUGAAGACGAGGAAGAGGAUGAGGAGGAGGAGGAUGAAGACGAGGAGGAGUCAAAGGCUGGUGGGGAGGACGAGCUCUGGAGGCCCUACUACUCAUACAAGCCUAAGCGCAAAGCUGGAGCUGCUGGUGGCAGCAGCAGCAGUGGGGGCAAUGGCAUGCCCAGAGGCCGGCGGCCGCUGCGCUGGAGACAGAAGCUGGAACGGAGGAGCUGGGAGGAGACCCCAGCAGCUGAGGGCCCAGCAGGGCGUGCCCGCAGUGAGCGGAGGCACCGCUGUGGGGACUGUGCCCAGACAUUCGCCACCCUGAGGAAGCUGCGAAAGCACCAGGAGGCCCACAGUGGCAGCUCCCACAGCUCCCGGGCAGGACGGAAGCCUUCCAGCCGCUUCACCUGCCCACACUGCGCCAAGGUGUGUAAGACGGCAGCUGCCCUGAGCCGCCACGUGCAGAGGCAUGCUGCUGAGCGGCCUGGGGGCACCCCCACACCUGUCAUUGCCUACUCCAAGGGCAGCGCCUGCACCAGACCCGGGGAUGUCAAGGAGGAGGCCCCUCAAGAGAUGCAAGUCUCCUCAUCCAGCGGGGAGGCAGGUGGCGGGAGUGCUGCUGCAGAGGAAGCUUCUGAGACCGCCUCCCUUCAGGACCCUGUCAUCUCAGGGGGUGAGGAGCCCCCAGUGGUGGCAGGAGGGGGCAGCUAUACCUACCCGCCUGUGCAGGAAUUUCCACUGGCUCUGAUUGGGAGUGGCCGGGAACCUGGCAGUGGCAGGGGAAAACCUGGGAGUGAGGUGCCAGUGGGGGCUGGGGAGGGGGACAGGAUGGAGGGGAUGGGGGCUGCCAAAGUCACCUUCUACCCUGAGCCCUACCCGCUUGUCUAUGGCCCCCAGCUCCUGGCUGCCUACCCUUACAACUUCAGCAACCUGGCCGCUCUCCCAGUCGCUCUCAACAUGGUCCUACCUGAUGAGAAGGGUGGUGGGGCCCUUCCCUUCCUACCAGGGGUCUUUGGCUAUGCAGUGAAUCCCCAAGCAGCACCUCCUACUCCCCCACCCCCAGCUCCCCCAACUCUUCCUCCCCAAGUCCCCCCUAAGGGAGAAGGGGAGAGGGCAGGGAUUGAGAGAGCCCAGAAGGGAGAUGUGGGGUGAGCUCUGGGCCAGUUCCCCCCUUUCACCAGAUGCUACCCUCCCUGAACCCCACCACUACUACUAGCGCCCUGGCCUCCCUGCCCCUUGGGAGCCCCUCCACACUCUUGUGCAGGGACUUGGGGGCCCCUGGAGCUCAGGGGUCAGGCUGCUUUGUGUGAGAUUGUAGUUUCCCAUCUCCUGGGAAGGGAUCUUUGAUGGUUCCCCUCUCAAUUCUCCUCCAGGGAAUGGCCUCCUUGAGGGGCAGGGGCAGCCCCUGUCCCUUCUCCAGCCCUAGGGGCAACUGAGCAAUAUACUUAUAUGAAUCUCUAGUCACGGCCCCCAUCAGCUCUGAAUGUCUAACCCUGCGCCCCCUGAUUUGUAAACGAAGGGGGAAAUCAUCUCUCUCACCCAAUGAUCCCACCUGGUUCUGAAGCUUUCUCUUCCCCUACGGCCCUUCCCCAGAUGCUUCCCAGCACAUUCCAGUCUUCUGUUUCUUCUUCCCACUCCCCACCCUCCCCAGGUGAGAGGGUGGUGACGCCCAAGACCUGGACCAGACCAUUGUGAUACCUGAACCCCACCCACUGGGGGGCAUGGCUUUGGAUUCCAUUUUUCCCAGGAUGGGUUUCUAUGUCCCCGUUUUUUUCAUGUUUAGAUGCCAUGCCUUCCUUGGCAUCCAUGCCUUUGGAUCUUCCAUACUCCUGGACUUUGGAGAUAGGCUCUCCCAAUCCAGGUCAAGGAGGUACUGUGGUUGCAGGGAGGGCUAGAUCCCUCUGUUCCACAGCUGAGCUCCUUCCCAUCCCAGGGCAGCACCAAUCUUGGCCCUAUCUUGACCCUCAAAUCCAGUGAGCUCCAGAUUCUUCCAAGGCAAAAGAGGUGAGUAUAUCCCACCUCUUUCUGCCUCUAGAUACGGCCUCUUCUGGGCUAAACCAGAUUUGGGGGCCAGGAGGGAGAAGCUCCAUAUGGAAUGAGGAAGGGAAUCUACUUGCUCCCUGUUUUUCCUGAUGGUUUCUCCCAGACUAGACCAAAUAGCCAGAAAAGUGAUGGGGGUUGGAUGGGUGGGUGAGCCCAAGAUUUGCACAUGACCUCCCAUCCUUACCUUUACCCUCAGCUUCUCCCAUGUCACUCCCCUCAUCAGUCACUCCAGAUGGUUUGUGGGGAGGUACCCUACUCCCCUGGUGGGCUUUGGGGUACCCCCACCAACUUUCCCUCCAGAAUAGCACCUUACACCCAAUCCUUAACUCAGUUCCCCACACCCAAAGAUCCCAGCCUAGGGAUGGGGUACAGGGACCCUAAAUAGUCCCUAAUCCCUAAUUUGCACUAGUUAACUCUGGUCAGGGGUCCCUGUAUUUCCUUCCAGUGGGGGAGAUGAAGAAAUGUUUGUUCCUAAUUCUCUGAAAACUGGGCCUCCAUCAUCAGUGAUUGGAUGAACACUUCCACCCCACUCCAAAAAAAAAAAAAAAAACAGCCCAAAAGGGGAGAGCCAGUUCAGUUUUGGGGAGCAAAUUUGACAAAUGGGAAUUAGAGGAGUGCAGUUUAAAAAGGGAAAAUGUUGUAUCGUCAAAAUGCAGCCUUUUUCCCAGCUACUGUUUUCUGGGGGCCAAGAUGGCUGCCCUCUGAGCAUCUGCUCAAAGGGCAAGAUCAAGGCUUCUGGAGGGAGGUGAGUUUAGGGGAGGGACAGGAGCAUCCUCCUGCCUCCUCUUGCCCUCACAGCAUAUAGGAAGGGGGAGAAGGCUUUCAACAGGCUCCCUGAAUGUUAACCAUGGAGGAGUGUCGCUCCUUCAUUCCCCCUGCUGUCUCUUUGCACUUUUCUUGGUCUUGGCCACAGCCUGAGUGAAGAGUUUCCUACUGAAUGUACCAAGUUCCAAUUUUUAAGGGGGGAAAAAAGUUUCAAACAGGGGACAAUGCAAAAAAAAAAAAAAAAAAUCACUAAAAAAGUCCCACAAAUCUUGUUCUGGCACUUUAGAAAAACUGCGAAAAAAUACAUAAUAAAGAGUACAUAUAUAUAUCUACACACAAAUUUAUCUAUCUAUCUAUCUAUAUAUAUAUAUACAGCGGAACCACAAGAGAGACUGAGGAGGGCCUGGAAGCAGGGGGCAAAUGUGAUGACAGUCCCCCUACAUCCUUAGCCUGCACUCCUCUGAGGCAAAAAGGCACAGGAGACAGAAGGGGUUGAGGAUGAACUGGGGAAUUUGAAUUUCAGAAUAGGUCAAAAUUCCAAAACCAUGGAUAUUUUGGGAGAACUGAGAUUGUAGACAUUAUUAUUAUUUUUUUUUUAACUAUGAUUUAGGAAAAUUGUUUCCAACAUUUGGUGGUUCAGGGCAACAAAUGAGGUUGUGGCAAGGUGGAGAUUAAAAUAUAUGUAUUUGAGCUGGGGACCUGGGGUAGUGUGAAUUUUAGAUGUUGGAAAUUUGGGAUUUUGCAAUUUUGUCUUUUGAAAGCUAUCAAGUCUUGUUAGUUUGUACUCUCCCCAUGUUCUCUGGGAAGACGGGUGAUGGCGGAGUGGGAAGGCCACUGGUUCUGUGCCACAGUACGCAAGAUUUAAAUUCUACAGACUCUAGCUCUAUACGUAGCGAGGACCCAGAUAUAGAGAAACUGACUGAUAUUUAUCUCCGCGUUUGUGUGUGUGUCCAACUCUCUAGGCCAAUAAACCAACAAGACAAAUGAA
This is a messenger RNA of Loxodonta africana (African savanna elephant), 6379 nucleotides long. It is a transcript of the gene ZBTB4, whose product is annotated as zinc finger and BTB domain containing 4. Gene Ontology annotation, biological process: regulation of transcription by RNA polymerase II. Gene Ontology annotation, molecular function: DNA-binding transcription factor activity, RNA polymerase II-specific; RNA polymerase II cis-regulatory region sequence-specific DNA binding; protein binding. The record is from RefSeq and is a predicted model, not a curated record. The transcript has 4 exons. Bases 727 to 3735 code for a protein of 1002 amino acids. Lineage: Eukaryota; Metazoa; Chordata; Mammalia; Proboscidea; Elephantidae.